AUGAAGUUCAUCAACACUCUUGUCUUCGCCGCUGCGGCCUCUGCUGCCCCCACUGGCCUCCCUCUCAACAUCAACUCUGAUGACAAGCUCGUUCAGCAGCUUGACCGCAUGCUUGAGCUUGUCGACAACAUUGACCUCACCGCUGAGUCCUUUGACAAGGGCGCUGCUAAGGUCAUCAGUGAAAUCGACACCACUGGUGUCCUGACCGGCACUCCUGCCAAGGUCAACGCCCGCAGCGCCAUUAAGCUCAACCUCAAGGACCUCCUCGGCGAGAACAAGGAGACUGACUUCGAGUUCAACCCCAAUGAGCUUAUCAGCUCCGAGGGCAUGUUGACUAUUGUCAAGCGUGAGAUCAUCCCCGAUAACUUCGACCCCAAUGCCAUCACCAAGCUUGGCCCCAACCCCACUGUCCAACAGAUCGUUGAUGCUCUGCACCUUGAUCUUCCCGACAAGGCCAAGCCCUACCUUAACGGCAAACGUCAGCUUGGUGGCACCCUCGGUGCCGCUGGCUCUGCCAACAUGCAGACCGUCGGUGCUCUCAACAAGCUCGGCGAUGAUGCCACUGUCAAGGACAUUCUUACCGCCUUGAACGUUCCCAUUGACCCCAAGGCCGCUCCUUACCUCAACGGCAAGCGCCAGCUUGGCCCCGUUGAUCUUGAUGCUGUUAGCAAAAUCGGUGACAACGCCACUGUUAAGCAGAUUCUUGAUAUCCUCCACGUCGGUGUUGACCCCAAGGCUGCCCCCUACCUCAGCGGCAGCAAGCGUGAGGUUUCUGUUGAUGACGGCUCUGUCAAGGAUAUCGUUGCCGAUUACGUCGACAAGAUCACCAAGGAGUCUGUUGAUAACACCGCCAUCCACAUUGCCGGCGGCGCUCUUGACGUCUAA
This is a messenger RNA of [Torrubiella] hemipterigena, 885 nucleotides long. NCBI's taxonomy places the organism in Eukaryota, Fungi, Ascomycota, Sordariomycetes, Hypocreales, Clavicipitaceae. The record is from the annotation of a GenBank genome assembly.